Messenger RNA from Mizuhopecten yessoensis (Yesso scallop), 1619 nucleotides. RefSeq names its product carbonyl reductase [NADPH] 1-like. The record is from RefSeq and is a predicted model, not a curated record. Gene Ontology annotation, molecular function: carbonyl reductase (NADPH) activity. NCBI's taxonomy places the organism in Eukaryota, Metazoa, Mollusca, Bivalvia, Pectinida, Pectinidae. The coding region runs from base 52 to 906 and encodes 284 amino acids. The transcript has 8 exons.
CUCGGAUUAUAUUGAAUUGCCAAUUUAUGUCCAAGGAUUUUAAAAAGCACAAUGAGGACCCCGAUAUCCGAUAAGAAAGUCGCAAUCGUAACUGGUGCUAGUCGAGGACUGGGAUUGGCCAUUGUCCGCGGUUUGUGCCGGACAUUCCGUGGGCACGUGUAUUUGACAGCUCUCAAUAGUGAAGAAGCCGAAGAUGCGAUUAGCCAGCUUCGAUGGGAAGGACUAGAUCCGAAAUUUUACCAGCUGGAUAUAACCGACAAAUGCCAAGUGGAAAAAUUGGGGGAAUUUCUAAAGAAUUACUACGGAAAUAUUGACAUACUGGUGAAUAACGCAGGGAUAGCAUAUACGUCGAAGGAUGUGGAAUCGUUCAGCACGCAGGCAGCAAUGACGUGCAGGACAAACUUCUACGGCACGCUUCACGUGUGCAAAAUACUUUUCCCGUUACUCAGAUCACAUUCGAGGGUUGUUAACAUCUCAAGCAAUGUCGCCAAAAUAGCAAUGGCGAUGUGCAGUGACCAAGUGAGAGAUCGGUUGACAGACUCCAAUCUUACGAUGACAGAGCUUCAACAGCUGAUCCACAGUUACGUCAAAGCCACAGAGUCUGGUACACAGGUAGAGGAGGGAUGGCCUAUCACUCCGUAUGCUGUGUCUAAAAUAGGGAUCACAGUAAUGACCUUCAUUCAACAACGAGAGUUCCACCAGAACAUCCGGUCGGACAUCCGGUCGGACAUAGUAGUUAAUGCCUGUUGUCCUGGAUUUAUAAGCACAGCCAUGACGCGCCACCGAGGGACAGCAUCACCUGAUCAGGGUGCUGACACGCCCCUGUUCCUCGCGAACCUUCCAAUGGAAACAACGAGCCCCUGUGGCGAUUACGUCAUGAACAGGGAGGUCCAGUCCUGGGGCUAGUUUGUAUUCUCUCUUUGCUGCCUUGUUCUCUUGUUUUCAGAGAAGACAACGACGAGGGAUCAUCUGAUACGCAUCGUGUUUGUUUCCAUAAACUUAAAGACAUCGGAUAGAAGAUAAAGGUUUUAGUCGACUCUUACGACUAAUUUCUCGAAAUCCCGGGUCAUAGGGAUGACAUACGGUUAACCCGAAGUGUUGCGGGUUCGAGUCACGGCACGACACUGUGUUGUAUCUUUGAGCAAGAUACUUUACUCCGCUUGUUCCAGUCUACUCAGCUGUAAAUGAGUACGUGUUUGGGCUUUCAGCAUUAUACUUACGUUUCCGACACUAUCGCUAGCUCACUAUAACGAGCUGAUCUGUUUGGUAGCAAAUCAACCCUAGUACUCGAUGUGGUGACAUUUAAGAUUCCAAAAAUCAUUGGAUCAACACGACUUUUUUUGUCAUCAAAUAGUAGAGCUUGAUGAUAAAUCAAUAUUGGACAUGAACAUAGUUUAUACAAGUAUUUACUUUGUAUAAAAAUAAAUACACAGGCAGUGAUCUUAAGACACAAAAGUCUUCCACGACGGCCGGAAAGCCUCGGUCUGACCCGAAUUCUGCACCCGAGGGUAGACUAUCCAUAUCCCAUAUAACUACAUAAUUAUAUCACAUUCUAUUCAUCUUGUAACUUCACGUGCGAUGAUAUAUGCAGGAUACAGUAUACAUUUUAGAGUAACCAA